Cololabis saira (Pacific saury) is the source of this 2698-nucleotide messenger RNA. RefSeq names its product FERM domain containing kindlin 3b (gene fermt3b). The record is from RefSeq and is a predicted model, not a curated record. Gene Ontology annotation, molecular function: integrin binding. The transcript is spliced from 15 exons. Gene Ontology annotation, biological process: integrin-mediated signaling pathway; regulation of cell-cell adhesion mediated by integrin; integrin activation. Lineage: Eukaryota; Metazoa; Chordata; Actinopteri; Beloniformes; Belonidae. Bases 165 to 2102 code for a protein of 645 amino acids. Gene Ontology annotation, cellular component: cell-substrate junction.
CACAUACAGACACAGCACCACAGACCGCAACCCGCGCAGCCCAAGAGAGUUGAACCUGCUGCACAUUCUUACAGAAAACCUGGGAAAUUUCUUCAGAGAUCUGACAGCGCCACAGGGUCCCAUUGUUUCCACUUCUUACAUCCUUGGACAGAGGAGACUGACGAAUGGCGGCGUGGGACCUGUCAGUCACAGUGGAGGAGCUGGGGCCUGAUGCCCCACCUGUCACCCUCAGUGUGACCUCUGACCUUCACGUUGGAGGGGUUAUCCUCAAACUGGUGGAAAAGACACAGAUCAAGCGUGAUUGGUCAGACCAUGCACUGUGGUGGGAGCAGAAGCAGAAGUGGCUCCUGCGGACGGCCUGGACCCUCGAGAAAUAUGGCAUCCACGCCGAUGCCCGCCUGCUCUUCAUGCCUCAACACAAGCCACUAAGACUGGGUCUGCCCAACGGCAUGACACUGAGGCUGCAGGCCUGCUUCUCCAGUCCUGUCUUCCAGACCGUGAUGGGCAUCUGCAGAAUGCUCAACAUCCGUCGCCCAGAGGAGCUCUCCCUCCUUCGUCCCAUUGAGGAAAAGAAGAAGAAAAAGGACAAAGAUUUAGUUAAAGAAAUUUACGACCUGACUGAGGUGCCCAUUUCCUCAGCAUCCCGGCCGUGCUUGUACAACGGUAUGCCAGCUUACUUUGCUGAAUCAGCAGAGAUGGAGGCCAUUUACAAGAUGCUGUCAGUCACUCAGCCCCCACUCACCCCCGAGGUCAUAGCGAAGCAGUACCGCCCAGCCAGCGUGGUGGACAAGGCUCACAUCAAUGGCAGGUGGUUGGACUCAUCACGCAGUCUCCUGCAGCAGGGGAUCAAUGAAAACGACCGGCUCUGGCUUCGCUUCAAGUAUUUUUCCUUCUAUGAUAUAGAUUCCAAGUAUGAUCCUGUGCGUCUGACGCAGCUGUACGAGCAGGCCCGCUGGGCCAUCCUGCUGGAAGACAUCGACUGUACGGAGGAGGAGAUGAUGCUGUUCGGAGCUCUGCAGUACCACAUCAGUAAGGUGUCUCAGUCGGAGCCCCAGAUGCUGACGUGCAGCGCUGCCAUGGAUGACCUGGAGUCCGCCCUGCAGUCCCUGGAGGUCAAGAUGGAAGGAGAGAGCAGCUCCGCUUCCGAACUACUGGAUGAUAUGACUGCACCAGAACUCAAUGACUAUCUGAAGAUAUUCAGACCCAAGAGGCUGACUCUGAAGGGAUACAAACAGUACUGGUUCAAGUUCCAGGAUACAUCCAUCUCAUAUUUCAAGAGCAAAGAGGAGAGCAUUGGAGAGCCCAUUCAACAAAUUAACCUCAAAGGAUGUGAGGUGGCUCCAGAUGUUAACGUAGCAGCACAGAAGUUCCUUAUCAAACUCCUUAUACCGGCACCUGAAGGCAUGAACGAAGUGUAUCUGCGCUGUGAGAAUGAGCAGCAGUAUGCUCAGUGGAUGGCAGGAUGCCGGCUGGCCUCCAAAGGCAAGAGUCUCGCAGACAGCAGUUUCCAAAGUGAGAUCGAGAGCAUACGUUCGUUCCUGGCAAUGCAAAAGACCAACCCUGGUUCCCACAGCAAUGCAGCUGUCAACGAUGAAAGUAUCAACCCUCACAGUCUGGUGUCACCGCGCUACUAUAAGAAAUACAAACCUAAACAGCUGACCCCUCGUAUCCUAGACGCAUACCAGAAUGUGGCUCAGCUCUCACUGACAGAUGCAUUGAUGCGCUUCCUGCAGAUCUGGCAGGCACUGCCCGACUUUGGCCUCUCAUAUGUUGUCGUCAGGUUCAAGGGUAGCCGAAAAGACGAGGUACUGGGCAUUGCCCCCAACCGCCUGAUCCGCAUCGACCUCAGUGUUGGUGACGUGGUCAAGACCUGGCGCUACAACAACAUGAAGCAGUGGAACGUCAACUGGGACAUAAAACAGGUGGCCAUCGAGUUUGAAGGAAACGUUAACAUUGCCUUCAGCUGCAUCACUGCUGACUGCAAAAUUGUUCACGAGUUCAUCGGAGGGUAUAUUUUCAUGUCAACACGCAGUCGCGAGAAGAGCAACACACUCAACGAGGAGCUCUUCCACAAGCUGACGGGAGGCCACGAAGCUCUUUAAGACUGAAACUCUGAAAGACAAUAGAAAUGGAAAAGGAUCCACCACGGCCCAUCGCGUCUGCUGUGCGUCUAAAAAUAUGGAAAAUCAAGAUGCAGCAACUAAAACUGUACAUGCACUUCAGUAAAGAUCAAAAUAAGACAUUCUGUUCAUUGGAGAUGUGUUACAACUCAGUUUACAUCAAGGUUUGACUCUGGUAAGCUUUUUCCAUCUGCACUGUUAUUUGUAAGUGACAUCAGUGGGCGCCAGACAGAUGAAGACUUCAGUGGUCGUCUUAGUCUCUUCAGGAUGGGCUUCCGCCAUCCCAAACGCCCGGACAUCUGGUCCAACUUCAGACUGCUUAGAAAAAUCUAACUCACAGAAAUGUAAAAUCAACAGCUGAAUCAAGCAGCUGGAGCUUUUCUUUUUAAAUUCACUUGCAGAAGAAUAGUAAGAAGCGUUGCUUAGGAGGGGAAAGCUUUGCUUUGUCAAGAGCUGCAAAGAUAUUGUCACUUUUAUUAACCACUUUAAAGCACGCACAAUCACUUAUGAGAAACAAAAAUAAAUCCCAGUAUGUAAUGUUUAUCACAAAAAUUUAAAAAUAAAGAAAAAGCUGGCAU